AUGUCGUCAUGGGGUGUGGAUCCACCAGAAGAACUUCAAAAAUGGGUUGAAGAACAUUAUGUUUCUUCUGCUGUCGAUGAAAAUAUUAAUUUAACCUACACAAAUGAUGAUAUUCGGCUAUGCACAAUGCAACGUGCCAUACCACAACAGAAAAUAGGUGUUCAAUUCCAUUAUUUUCCACCAGAACGAUUCCAUUACUUUAAACUUACUGAAGAUUUAGCAUCCAGUUUGGCUCAUCGAGCAGGUCUAAAACCAUACGAUCGAAUCAUCUUUUACAAUGGCAUCAAUGUUGAGAGUGACACCAAAUAUCAGUUUAGUGAACUUUUCAAAACAUCACGAAAUCUUCCAGUUCAAGUGCUUGUUUGUAGUCCGGCUACAUAUGAACAUUAUAAAGCAAAUAAUAAACGUUUUCAUUAUGAUCUCCCAACUAUUCAACGUUUGAAACCCGUAUAUGCAACAUCAAUAAUGGAUUCACAUACAGAUGUUCCAGCGGUUUCUUUUGAUCAUAAAACUUUUUAUGCUGUCAAAUGGGUAGACAGCAACGUUAUUUCGACAAUGCCUCAAUCGGCAGCUUUCAAAGCACCAGAGUUUACUAAAGUGGAUGACACCUGCUUUAUUGAAAUAGAAGGAGAAUAUCGAAAAGGCCAAAUCAUUGACAAAGGUACACGAACCGAGUGUGACAAUUUGAGUAAACUGUCGGUUCAACCAGGAAUCAAUGAUUAUUUGAGUACAUUCCAGGUAUGUUUAGAUUUGCUUAAAAAUAAAUUACCAAUUUCAUCACGAUUUCUCCUACCUAUAAUCAAUCCAUUAAAUGAUGCCGUUAGAAGGCUGGAACUUGAACGAACAGAAGCGCAAGUGGCUAUUCAGGAUCCAACAGCUGAUACUCAAAUAAGUCAGGAUAACGAUGUCGUACAGUGUCAACCGAAACUCACUGAUGCAAAACAUUGGACUAUCGAUGAUGUUUGUCGAUGGGUUCAGUCGCUCAAACAGAUUGGGAAAGAUUAUUCGAAUAGUUUUCGCGCCAAUGGUAUUGAUGGUUCAUUCUUAUUAACAUAUGUCGAUGAUGAAGUUCUCAAAGAAUUAGAUGUAUCUGCUGUUCAUCGGAAAUUAAUUAUGAAAGAAAUCAAGGAAUUGAAGAGUAAUCGUUAUUCAUUAUCAACAAAGUCAGGUUUUUAUGGGGAAUUCGAAGGUGACUUUACUCCUUUUUUGCAUGCAACUAAACUAUCAUCAGCAUCAACCACCUUUUCAAAUGUAUCCGCCUGUGUACUAACGAAGAAAGAGCAUUCUACAAUCGUAUCGCGUAUUUACAAUUGGCUCGGCACUUUGCCAACAUGCUAUAGAGUUGAAAAACUGGAAUUCAUAUUUAAUUCUGGCAUUUAUCGAAAUUUUCUCGGACAAAUCGAGAUCGUGGAGAGUCGCCAGAAAAAGCCAGAAUUUCAAGCGACGCUUGACAAGGAAAACGUUUGCAAACAACGUAAGCAAGUCUUGCAACGUCUUGAAACUUUAUGUCAUCAAGUAUCACAUAAUCGCCGCUUGCGUAUAGCGCGAAUGUGGCAUGGAUGUCGGAGAAGUGUUUUGCCACAUCUUCUAUCCGAUGGAUUUGCGGCUCUCAGCAUGUUAGACGAUGGUUGGUAUGGUAAAGCUAUCUAUUUCACGUCUUCAGCUAAAUAUGCCACUCGCUAUUUCCGGGAAGAUAACGGCUGCUUAGUUAUGUGUUACGUGUUGCUGUUAAAUCCGUUUCCUGUCGUUUCAGAUGAUGCACCACCUGACGUACCACCAGAAAAGUUUCGCUUCUAUGGUAGAGGCAAUUAUAAAAACUAUCAAUGCCACUACAUACCUGUUUCACCUGUUGGCGGCAAAAAUACUAUGGAUUAUCGUCCACCACCAACAGGUGAUAUAGACGAUGCCGAAUAUGAUGAACUUGCUGUCUUUCAAGAAGCACAUAUUUUACCGCAGAUCGUCAUAUAUUGUAACACUGACGAUUGA
Molecule: messenger RNA, 1986 nt
Organism: Rotaria sp. Silwood2
Lineage: Eukaryota; Metazoa; Rotifera; Eurotatoria; Philodinida; Philodinidae
Source: the annotation of a GenBank genome assembly